Messenger RNA from Penicillium canariense, 981 nucleotides. Its product is annotated as acyl-CoA dehydrogenase family protein. NCBI's taxonomy places the organism in Eukaryota, Fungi, Ascomycota, Eurotiomycetes, Eurotiales, Aspergillaceae. The coding region runs from base 1 to 981 and encodes 326 amino acids. The record is from RefSeq and is a predicted model, not a curated record. The transcript has a single exon. Gene Ontology annotation, molecular function: acyl-CoA dehydrogenase activity.
AUGAUGAUGCAGACCAUCACACAAUCCGGCGCCGGGAUGGCUGGAGCCCAGGCCAUCCAUGCCAACGUCUAUGCCACACAACCACUGGCUAAGUUCGGCACGAAGGAACAGCUGGAGACCACCAUUCCAAAUAUCAUCAAUGGCACCUGGCGAACAUGCUUUGGUGUGACCGAACCGAAUACGGGACUUGAAACCCUCAAACUCAAGACUCUUGCCACCAAAACGGAAGAUGGCUACUCCGUCUCAGGUCAGAAGAUCUGGAUCACCUGCGCGCAGGUGGCAUCAAAGAUGAUCUUACUGGCCCGUACAACGCCACUAGAGGAAGUCCACAAAACGAGCGAGGGGCUAUCUAUUUUCUGCAUCGAUCUUGACCGCGAGCAGCCUGGGUUGGAGAUGCGCAAGAUCAAGAAAAUGGGUGGUCGGGCGGUGGACGCAAAUGAAGUCUUCUUCGACAACUAUAAAAUCCCCGCCAAUACGUUGAUUGGCAAGGAGAACCAGGGGUUCAAAAUCAUUCUGCAUGGCAUGAAUGCCGAGCGCUGUCUUCUGGCAGGUGAAGCCUUGGGUCUUGGGUAUGCUGCGCUGGAGAAAGCAGCGCAGUAUGCCAAAGAGCGAGUGGUAUUCGGCCGUCCGAUUGGACAGAAUCAAGGAGUUUCACACCCAUUGGCCGACGCCUAUAUGAAACUUGAGGCCGCAAAACACGCAACAUACCAUGCGGCUCGACUUUAUGAUACUAGUGAUGGGUCAGUGCCGUUCCAUGCAAUUGGCGUGGCCUGUAACAGUGCCAAGUACCUCGCUGCCGAGGCUGCCUUUACCGCUUGUGAGCGAGCUGUUCUGGCCCACGGAGGCAUGGGGUAUGCCAUGGAAUUUGACGUAGAACGUUACUUGCGUGAAUGUCUCGUCCCUCGCAUUGCCCCGGUAAGCCGUGAGAUGAUCUUGAACUACGUCAGUGAGAAGGUCCUUGACUUGCCUCGCAGCUACUAG